GAGAGGAGAGGAGAGGGGAGGGGGAGAGAGCCGCGACGGCCAUGGAGGACGCCGCCUCGGAGAUCAGCGACUGGGAGGUUCUCUCCGCCGCCUCCGGCCACGUGGGCGACGAGGGGGACUUCGUGGUGAUCGUCUCGGGCGAAGGCGCUGGCGGCGGGGGCGGGGGCGUGCUCCAUGACCACUUCGCCCUCGGCCCCUCCCCUGACGCUGGGUUCCCCGGCGGCGAGGGAGGGCGCGAGUGGUCGGGGCCCUUGUCUGACGGCGAAGGGGUUGGUUUGUUGGAUGGAUUGGGUUCGCUUUCGGCAGGGAGAUUGGAUCUCUUCGAGGAGGAUUGGAGCGAGCCGUUGCCAUUUGGCGGGGAUGAUGGGGCCGCCGGAGUAGGCUCGGCCCUGGGCGCCGCUGUCCCAUGCGAAGCGGCCUUGAGCGGAGAGGAGAUGCGGGAUGAAGCGGAGGUUGAGGAGGAGGAGGAGGAUGGUGCCACGCGCAGUCGCGGCGAGCUUGAGUUUGCUCCUGGAGAGGAGAAUUUGGAUUCUGACGCAACCGUGGGUGCAUAUUUAUCGCAAUUCGAGUCACUGGAGGAUUCUGAUGUGCAGCUGGGAGAUGGAGGCGUUACUGCGGCGGGAGGAAGCUCACCUCCUGAAACUCUUGGAAUUGAUGGUGCAAUGGAGACUCUACAAGAGGAGCCGGUUCAAUCCAGUUGCGGUGAACCGAAAGGGUUGGCGAAGGAUGGAUCCUUGCCGCUGGUUCAAUCCCUGGAUGGACGAAGCUCACUUCCUGAAGCUGCUGAAGUAGGUGAUGCAAUGGGGACUGUCGAAGAGGAGCCAGUGCAAGGAAACAGUGGUAAUGCCGCUUCCGGUUGCGGUGAACCCGACGGCGAGGCGAAGGAUGGUUAUUUGCCUCCGGCUCAAGCCCCAGGUGUCGGUGAAGGAGACAAGCAGGUAGUCGUGUGGUGGAGGCUGCCGUUUAGGUUGCUGCAAUGUUGUGCUUGGAAGGUGAAGCCAGUUUGGUCCUUCUCCAUUGCCGCCGCAUUGCUGGGGAUAUUUGUGCUUGGGAGGAGGAUGUACAGGAUGAGGCGCAAAGCCCGGGGACUUCCGCAUAUUAAGAUUGCAUUUGAUGAUAAGAAAACCUCCCAGUUUGCAGAUCGUACAGCUCGUCUCAACGAAGCCUUCUUUGUGGCAAGACGUAUACCUAUGCUGAGGACUACUUCCGGUGCUGUGUUCCCAUGGUCAAUGGUUCAAGAAAGAUGAACUGUCCUAUAGAAACUUCCAUAAAAAGAAGAUAACGUGUUGCACGAGCAAGCAGCAGAUCUGCAUGAGGAACAC
Molecule: messenger RNA, 1322 nt
Organism: Oryza brachyantha (malo sina)
Lineage: Eukaryota; Viridiplantae; Streptophyta; Magnoliopsida; Poales; Poaceae
Exons: 2
Coding region: 42-1247 (401 amino acids)
Source: RefSeq, a predicted model, not a curated record